Ceratina calcarata is the source of this 1855-nucleotide messenger RNA. It is a transcript of the gene alka, whose product is annotated as glycine receptor subunit alpha alkaliphile. Bases 492 to 1757 code for a protein of 421 amino acids. Gene Ontology annotation, cellular component: membrane. Gene Ontology annotation, molecular function: extracellular ligand-gated monoatomic ion channel activity; transmembrane signaling receptor activity. The transcript is spliced from 9 exons. NCBI's taxonomy places the organism in Eukaryota, Metazoa, Arthropoda, Insecta, Hymenoptera, Apidae. The record is from RefSeq and is a predicted model, not a curated record. Gene Ontology annotation, biological process: monoatomic ion transmembrane transport.
AAAAAUAGCUGGAUCAGUUAGUUGAUCCGUAAUUUUGUAGAAAGAUAUUUCUACAUAUUUUUCAUAUCGUAUCAUAUGCAUGACAGAGCAUAACAAUCAUUUUCUUCCCAUAUUUGCCAGAAUCUGUCGCCAACCAGCAGCCGACUUGAUUCAAUUGACGUUUUCAUCUUUUCUCAUUUUUCAUUUGUUAAACAAAGCCUGUUAACCCAGUAGUAUAUACAUUCAAAAAUCUUCUGGAAUGUUUUUCUUAUUAUAAUUAUUAUUAUUAUAUUUUUAUUAUUGAUAUGCAGUACGAAACAAUGACGUAAAUAAAUGUUGAAAACUCUUCUUUUAGAUAGUAGAGCACAAGGGAGCAUUUUGUAAAACUUGCCACAGAGUAAACUCAGUUAAAUGAAAUCUUCAACUUGAUACUCCUCUCUUUAUACCAGUAAUUGGAAUAUAACACCUUCAAUGGAAAUAUAAAAGGACCACAACUGAUGAUUGUAGACUAAAUGGACCGGCAACCGCUAUACUUAUUAGCUGAUGAUGCAAAAAAUUCUACGCUGAGAUCGAGGAUAGUUCUACCAGAAUAUUACGUAAAAGAGAUCAGACCUCCAUCAAAGCAAGGACUGCCGGUGAUAGUGGAUUUCAACAUUUUCGUAGCUGAUAUCAAUUCGAUAAAUGUCGAAGAUAUGGAUUUCCGAGUGGACAUGUUCGUCCGUCAGAGUUGGAUCGAAUCUCGACUGGACAUGCCAGAAAAUAUUUUUGAGGAAGGUGAUGAUUACGUGACACUGCCUCCUGAAUUUUUCGACAGUUUAUGGCAGCCAGAUCCUUAUUUUUUAAACGCAAAAGUUUCCGAAAUUGCGGCGCUAAAUCACAAAUUUUCCUCAGUUACAUUGUACAGAAACAAAACGGUCAAAUACUCGGCUAGAAUGCAUGCCAUUAUCGCCUGCCAAAUGGAAUUUCAGCUUUAUCCAAUGGACAUACAAAUUUGCCCCAUUUAUAUAGAGAGUUUUUCAUAUCACAAAAACAAGGUACGAUUGAGAUGGGGUGCGGGUGAUGUGACCGUAAAUCCAGAACUGAAGCUCUUACAGUACGAUAUCGGUAAACCAGUAGUUACCGAAGAAACUGUUGACUACAUGCCUGAGAAAAGUGGUAAUUUCUCUCGAUUGGUAGUCUUCUUUCGAUUUGAAAGACAAAUCGGUCAUCACUUGAUACAAACGUUCGCUCCGUCCACGUUGGUGGUGAUGCUCUCUUGGUUUAGCUUCUGGUUAGGAUUGGAUGCAAUACCUGGUCGAGUAGCUCUAUUAGUGACUAGUAUGCUCACUUUGGUUACUAUGUUUACUGGUUUGAAAAGCGAUAUUCCUCCAGUUGCUUACGUAAAAGCAUUAGACGUUUGGAUGGCUGGUUGUAUGAUGUUCGUAUUCGCUGCUCUUGGUGAAUUCGUCGUCGUAAAAGUACUUGAUUUACGGUAUCAGUUAGAAUACGAUCUACAGAGCUCGAUAAUGUCUCGCUAUUACUCAACACGUGUAAUUGCUAUGGAAAAGGGUCAAAACGCCUGGGAUUAUGAUUCAGCAUAUACAACAAAACUAAAAAAUAAAAGGGCCAGUAGCAAGCUGCUACAAAAUACGUGGUUAGACCCUGAAUAUCCAAUGGUACGUGCACAUAGAACUAGGUCGCAAAUGAUAGAUACGUAUAGCAGAAUAGGAUUUCCCAUACUAUUCAUGCUAUUCAUAAUUUUGUACUGGCCGAUACUCCUACUUAAGAAAGCGGCAUGAAAUUACAAAUCUUUAGUUAAUUAGAAAAAGUGUAUAAACUACGUAUGUCAAGGCAUACUCAUUCUCAACAUAUGAUUAAUAAAUUUAUUCUAAACUUA